AUGUACUCCAACUCGAACGCCUUUCUGGGCGGCAACAGCCAGCGACCUGGCCAGCAGCAAUAUGGCGGUGGCUCGUUCAACACCGGCCCUGGGCUCGGUGGCCAGCCUCAACAGCAACAGCCAAGUCCUUUUGCGCCACAGCCUACGGGAUUUGGACAGCAGCCGUUGCAGCAGCAGUACACUGGCUUCCCAAUGCAGGCCCAACAGACGGGUAUGCCGCAGGCUUCUCAACCGCUGCAGCAGCAGUAUACGGGCUUUCCUGGCCAGGCACAACCUCAGCAGAGCUUCCAGACAGGAGCUGUGCCCCCCAUGCCGUCAAUCCCCUCGCAGUAUCAACAGCAAUUUCAGCAGCAGCAGCAACAACAACAGCCGCAGCCGCAACCGCCCCAGCCUGGAUUUCAGACGUCUCAGCCAACUGGGUUUCCUUCGUCCUCGCCUGCGCAGGCUUCUGCCGCGGCCCCCCCUCCGCCUCCGAUGAAGCCUCAGCCGACUGGCUUCACUGAGAUGGCUGCAUCUUUCCACACAGGUGGAACGGCUAAGCCUCAAGGACGACGGGCCGAGAAGACGAACAAGAUUCCCAACAUCAGGCUCUCAUUUAUUACGGCCCAGGAUCAGUCCAAGUUUGAGACACUGUUCAAAUCGGCUGUUGGGGAUAACUCGACUACCAUGUCCGGCGACAAGGCCAGAGAUCUUUUACUGCGGUCUAGAUUGGAUGGAGAUACCCUUUCUCAUAUCUGGACUCUGGCAGAUACUACUCGCGCUGGCCAGCUUUACUUUCCCGAGUUUGCACUCGCCAUGUAUUUGUGCAAUUUGAAAAUGACGGGCAAGUCCUUGCCAACAACGCUGCCGGACAAUAUCAAGAACGAAGUUUCCAGCAUGGUUGAUAUUAUUGGCUUCAGUGUGGUGGACGAUGCUCCCGCUUCGCGUCCGGCCACUAACGCCCCGAGCUUCCAAAACGAUGUUUCUACGCCUCCGGCUAUUCAACAGCCCCAACCGCAGCCGUCCAACUCUCAGCUUCUCCAGUCGCAGAUGACGGGCUUUCCCGGCCAGCAGCCUGGCUUUGGUGGUCAACCCCAGGGCCUCCAGGCUCAACAGACUGGAUUUCCCGGCAUGCAGAAUCCUCGGCCCACAGGAUAUCAGGGACCACGACCUCCGAUGCCCCCCAUGCCUACUGGUUUCGGUCAGAACCCAAAUGACGCUGGCUUAGCAAUGCCACUAAAUGCCCAGCCCACGGGUCGACCAGGACAAUGGGGACUAGUUAAUGCACCUGCCUCUGGACUGCCCAACAUUGAUGCCUUGCAAGCCCGAAUGAUGCCUCAACAAGGCCGUGAAGCCGGCAGCUACACAACCCAGGGACUUCAGGGCAAUGCUGUUAUUCCAUGGGCCAUCACCAAAGAGGAGAAGACCCGGUAUGACUCCCUUUUCAGAGCCUGGGAUGGCUUUGGCAAAGGGUACAUUGGUGGCGACCAGGCGAUCGAAAUCAUGGGCCAGAGUGGCCUAGAGAAACCUGAUCUGGAGAGAGUUUGGACACUUUCCGACAAUGGCAACAAGGGCCGUCUGGAUCUCGACGAAUUUGCCGUCGCCAUGCAUUUGAUAUACAGAAAGCUGAACGGCUAUCCCCUCCCCAACAACCUUCCUCCGGAGCUUGUCCCGCCCUCUACUCGCAAUUUCAGCCAGUCGAUAGGUACCCUUAAGUCCAUGUUGAACCAAGAAUCUGACUUUCGAAAGAACUCUGGUGCCUCUCUUCUUCCCCAGAAGACUGGUGUGAGCUACAUGAAGAACCGUUCUUUCAGAGGAGCUGGGGCUGGCUCCCAGGCGGCUCGUAAGGAUGCUACCGUCUUCAGGAACGACGACGAAGAUUUCGGCUAUCGGUCCAGCGCUCGGCGAAGACUUGGAAAUUCAUCUCCCCGCUCCGAGUCCCCUGCAUCCGUUGCAUCCAGUGACGACCUUUCUCUUGAUCAACUGAGAAAGAAGAUUAAGGAGAAGCAGGUCCUUUUAGAUGCCAUGGACUUUGCUGAUGAAAGAAGCAACGAGGAGGAUGAUAUACUCGAUCGUCGAGACCGAAAAGAAUCUGAAGAGCUAUAUCGACGCAUCAGACGCAUCCAAGGAGAUAUCGAUGCCCAUCCUGAUGCAGCAUUAGCCACUGGAGAUUCUGAUGCGGAAAGACGUGCUCUGAAGCGUCAACUCCAGAAUCUCACUGACAAGGUUCCCGAGCUUGCAUCCCAGGUCCGAAGAACUGAGAAGGCUAUCAUGGAGGCCCGACUUGAACUCUUCCGUCUGAAGGACGCCAAGGCGCAUCCGAACUCCGGUCCGCAGAUUGUCGGAACUGGACCAGGAGGCACUGUAACGGAAAGCGAUCGACUAAAGGCUAGGGCAAAGGCCAUGAUGCAACAACGGACAGCUGCUUUGACAGGCAAGAAGAUUGACGUUGCCGCUGAGGACACUGAUGCGCCGAAGCGACUUGAAGAUGAAACCAUCAAGGUCAAGAGCGAGAAGGAAAGCAACGAGAGCAUGGUCCGCGACGUAGAAGAAAGUGUUCGCGACUUUGCACGGGGUAUUGAAGACAGCCUCAAAGAAGGCGGCAACGAUAACUCAAGCGAACACGAGAAGCGACGAUGGGAGGAUGCUCUUGGAGUGGAAGACGAGGUUCGAGAUUUCAUCUUUGACUUGCAGCGCGACAGCCGUGCUGCUCGUGCUCGUGCCCAGGACAGGCGCCCUGCGCAAGCCUCGCCUCCCGUCGAGCAAUCUCGGCCGGAGAGAGUCGCCAGUCCACGCGUUGAAAGUCCUGUUUCCACGUCUCGUACCGCUACUCCCCCUGCUACUGGCGGUUCGUACUCCUCGUACAAAACCCCAGAGGAGCGCGCCGCGUACAUCAAGCAGCAAGCAGAGCAGCGUAUGGCUGAGCGUUUAGCUGCACUGGGUAUCAAGGCUCCAGCCAAGUCAGGCGAGACAGCUGCUCAGCGAAGCGAGCGGGAACGUACCGAACGUGCUGCCAGAUUGAAGCAAGCAGAAGAAGAAGAUGCUCGCAGAGAUGCUGAGCGCCAGGCUCGUUUGGCUGAUGAGCAUGGCGUGCCUGAUCCUGCUUCAGCUUCGGAAACGCCCAAGGCCUCGGCUAGAGCCCCCCCUCCUCCCCCAGCCAGCAGGAAGGGCGGCAAAGUAGACACUUCUGAGCAGGAUACCGCGAGACAGGCAGAAGGGGAACGGGCUGCCAAGGCUGCUGAGGAGGCAAGGCUCACCAUGGAACGUGAGGAACAGGAAAGAGAGAGGCAGAAGAUGGAGAAUACUGUCAAGAAAGAAGAGGAUGAAUUUGCCAGGGAACAGGAGGAGGCAGCAGCUCGUCUAAAGGCUCUGGAAGAGCAGGUUAAGCAGGGCAAGUUGCGAAAGGAGGAGGAGAAGAGACGAAAGAAGGCUGCGCUUGCAGAAGCCAAGGAGAAAGAAGCCAAGAUGGCGGCGAAACGAGCAGAAAUUGAAGCAUCCAAGCAACGUGAGCUGGAGCUUCGACGACAACUCGAGGCUCUCGAUGAUGAGGACUCCUCAGACGAUGACGAAGGCCCUCAGCAGAUCACUCCCCAGGAGUCUACCCCGAGUGGCAGCCAGAUUGUUCAUCACGACACAGAGAAGAAACCCAGCUCUCCUCCACCAGUGCCGGCUGCCGCUCCUCCUGUACCAACCGUCGUUACGUCCCCUCCUGCUGAUGCCGAGAGCAAGAACCCUUAUCACAAGAUGAUGUCACAACCGGCAGAGGCAUCAUCCACUGGUCAAUCUCAAGAGUCUGCGCCUGCUCCCCCAGCCGCUGCGGCUCCUCCCGUUCCUCGCUCUGAAGCGUCUACAAAUCCCUUCCAUCGUAUGGCUCAACCUCCUCCCGCUGCUACUGGACCUGUGUCCCGAAAGCGAGCAGACUCAGAAGACUGGGGUUCAGAUAAAGAUGACGACGAAGACUCGGAUGAUGAUCGACCAGGAGGUGGCAACGCUGCUCAAUUGGCAUCUAUCCUAUUCGGAACCAUGGCACCGCCGCGACCACUAUCUGCUACUGGGCGGGAUUCAUCACCAGCUAGCCCGGCGCCGGCGAACGAUGCUCCCAUUGCAUCGCCGCCGCCUCCUCCUCCGGCUCCUGGCUCAGAUGCUCCUGUCGCACCACCACCGCCCCCUCCCCCAAUGCCAGAGAGCAAUGGUCCUACGUCGCCUCCUCCUCCGCCGCCUAUGCCCAGUGCCGACGCUCCCUCGGCACCUCCACCACCACCGCCCAUGCCACCGACAGGAGCAGCUCCUCCUCCACCUCCGAUGCCUGGUGCGGGAGCUCCUCCUCCUCCUCCUCCGCCUCCACCAGCUGGUGAUGCCCCCGCUGCCCCGGCUUCUGGUGGCCGUCCAGCUGGCUUCUUGAGCGAGAUCCAAUUAGGGAAGUCCCUCAAGAAGACCAAGACGAAUGACAAGAGUGCGUCCGCAGUUGCCGGUCGUGUUUUGGAUUAA
This is a messenger RNA of Pochonia chlamydosporia 170, 4467 nucleotides long. RefSeq lists its product as hypothetical. Lineage: Eukaryota; Fungi; Ascomycota; Sordariomycetes; Hypocreales; Clavicipitaceae. Gene Ontology annotation, molecular function: protein binding; calcium ion binding. Gene Ontology annotation, cellular component: plasma membrane; cytoplasm. The record is from RefSeq and is a predicted model, not a curated record. Bases 1 to 4467 code for a protein of 1488 amino acids. Gene Ontology annotation, biological process: endosomal transport; endocytosis. The transcript has 3 exons.